Xiphophorus couchianus (Monterrey platyfish) is the source of this 3890-nucleotide messenger RNA. RefSeq names its product cold shock domain-containing protein C2-like. Gene Ontology annotation, molecular function: mRNA 3'-UTR binding. Gene Ontology annotation, cellular component: cytoplasm. The coding region runs from base 324 to 797 and encodes 157 amino acids. The record is from RefSeq and is a predicted model, not a curated record. Gene Ontology annotation, biological process: regulation of mRNA stability. Lineage: Eukaryota; Metazoa; Chordata; Actinopteri; Cyprinodontiformes; Poeciliidae. The transcript has 4 exons.
UUCUCUCCGUGUGUGUAUGAGUGUGUGUGUGUGUGUGUGUGUGUCAGAGGCAUCCAUACCAAAAUCCCCGCACUCAUUCAGCUCAUGUUCCCGCACCUUUUCGCCGGAUCUAGUUACAUAACUGCCUUAUUUAAGAAGAAGAAGAAGAAACCUUUUUGACGUCCGCGCGACGUUUUUAACGGGUGUCGUAGCUUCAUCCGUCCACCUGGAAGAGCUCCUCUCUGGGCUUCCUCUCCCCGUCAGAAACCCUCGUGCCAUGCGGGAGGUGUAACCCUCCACCCUUUUCUUCUUUGUGUGCCACGGAAACCCUAAGCCAAGCCAAGAUGUCGGGCACCGACCCGUCAUUGCCGACAGACCCCCAGCUGCCUUUGACGUCCCCCCGCACUCCCCUGCAGCUUUCUUUUCCUUUCCUGAGGGAAGGCAGCCGUGUUUGGGAGAGGGAGAGGAAACCACCUCAGCCUGGAGAGCUACCCAGCCCACUGCCAACAAAACGCACACGCACAUACUCAGCGACAGUACGAGCCAGAUCAGGUCCUGUAUUUAAGGGCGUGUGUAAAAACUUUUCCAGAUCUCAGGGUCAUGGAUUCAUCCGUCCUACGCAUGGAGGAGAGGACAUCUUCGUUCACAUUUCUGACAUUGACGGGGAGUACGUGCCUAUGGAAGGAGACGAGGUCACAUACAAGGUGUGUCCGAUCCCGCCCAAGAACCAGAAAGUCCAGGCUGUGGAAGUGGUCAUCACCCACCUGAACCCGGGCACCAAGCACGAGACCUGGUCGGGUCAGAUCAUCAGCUCCUAGACAAGCGCUUCGGGCGUCACGGCGAGAACGUAACGGAGGAUUAGGGUUUUUUUAAUUUUAGGCUUUAUGUUUUUGUGGUGUGGCAGAUAGGGCAAUCUGAGCUUUCUGAGAGGUACAAGCAGGGCCACAGAUGUUUUGGUACGGAGGGCGAAGUGCGCCGUUAGGCUUGAAGUUAAGCAUUGAAUGUAUCUGAAUGUUUUUCUAGUGAAGGUUUAUGGGGUCGUCUGUAGGAUUUACGUAUUUUACGUCAAAGCCUCGAGUUCGGAAAGUAACACCACAAACGUUACUCAUUUCACCUCGAUAGGACGUGUGUUAGUUGGUUUUGAGGAUGUGAUGUCUCGGUUUAUUUGGGACGUGUGAAAGAGGCCAAAACGAGCUCAGAUCAAACGGGAAACGGUUUUGGCUCAUUGACUGCCAGUGGGAACCAUGUGACUUACAAAUUCAAGGGACCAGCUUGCUAGAGCUAUUUUCUUUUACUUUCAUGCUGGAAACUGGCGCACACUGUGCUGCCAAAUCUAAAAAAAAUAAAUUAAACACACACAAUAUAUUUACCCUUCUGUUUUUUCUGUUUACAGACUGCAUGUUGUAGGGAGAAAAAACUAGUUGUUUUCACGGAUGCUCUUUUUUUUUCUUCUAACAUUACAAGAACAUAUUCAUAAGUCAAAACCUUUGCAAGGUUGUUCUUUAUGCCGGUAAACCACCAACCGAGUGCACUCACACAAGCAGUUUGGUUUCACAGACAUCCUGUUUGUUCUAAAGACGUUUUGGCCUCAGCAGCUGGGUCGAGCUUGACAGUUUAGGAAAAGUUCUUUCAGUAUUGUAGCACUUUCUGUUAGUAGAUAAGGGCGGAGGUCCAGUUUCAUUGUAGCCAGGUCCUAUGACGGUCACAUGUUUUCUGUGGUAGAGAUGGUAUAAUGUUGUUAGCCUGCCACUGGAAAACAAGGCCAGAGGGUUUAGGUUUGAGGGAGGAACAUGGCGACGGUAACAGGUCCUGGGUAAGGGUAGGAGAUGAAGUGAAGGAUCGAGCAGUGAUGCAGCUAUUUAGGGAAUGUAAGGAAGAAAUACAAAGUUUCAAGUCAGCACAUUGCAAACCAUUGCUCACAACCUGAAAGUGAACUGAAAAGAAAUAGUUUGAGAUUUUGAAGAAACAUACGGUUUUGUUGGAGGAAGUUACCUUAGCUGCUAGGUCGCUUUGUAGCAGCUAUAGGGGUGUCAAACUCCAGUCCUCAAGGGCCGCUGUCCUGCAGUUUAUAGAAGUGCCACAGGUACAAAACACUGGAAUGAAAUGGCUUCAUUACCUCCUCCUUGUGUAGAUCAGUUCUGCAGAGCCUUAAUGACCUAAUUAUUCUAUUCAGGUGGUGCAGCAGAGGCACAUCUAAAAGUUGCAGGGCAGUGGCCCUCCAGGCCUGGAGUUAGACACCUGUGGAGCUGCCUAUGGCUAGUUUAAGCUAACUAUGUCUAGUUUAAGCUAACUAUGUCUAGUUUAAGCUAACUAUGUCUAGUUUAAGCUGCCCAUGGCUAGUUAGCUUAGUUUAACAUAACAUUUAAAACUCUAAAAAUAUUAUUUUGAAUUAAUAAUACCAGAAACUUAGCUUAAUGUCUCAUCUUUAAUCAAUAAAAUAAUACAUUAAGCUAAGCUAGCUAGCUGGAAAUAAAAGUCAAUAUAAAGUUCAAAUGGAAAAUAUUGGCCUUUUCUGAACAUUAGGCACAUUCAAUAAAAACAAACAAAAUGUCAUCAUAAAGCAGAAAAAUGUCUUAUUGUCAUUUUUUUCAACUUGGUAGAAGAAAACAGCUAAGCUGAGUUUAGCAGCAGAAGUCAGAGUAUUUUACGCACAACAGCAAACCGUUGCGUAUUGUGAACAUCAGACACAUUAACACAUAGAACUCAGUAUCAUUUUGAACCAGAAACUGACCAUAGCAUUGAAUCUUUUAUUGUUAGAAGAUAAUGCUAAGCUAAGCUAACUGCAGCCAGCCAUUUACACAUGUUCUACAGCAAAUAGGAAAAGAAGUCUUUUUUGAUCAUCUACCACAUAUAAACAUAGUAUUUUUAGAUAUCAUUUGGAAUCUCAAACUGAGCAUAGUGUUUGAUAUUUAAUUGACAAAGCAAACAGCGUAGUGUUGCUAAGUUAAUUAGCUGCUUUAUGUAGCGUAUAUAAAAUGUAAAAGCAGCUAUUUUUGUUUAGUUCUUGCCAAGUCAGCAAAUAAGCAUAUUUCACAAAUUGCUGAACUAGUUCUGACACAUUGUUGCUGAAAGAAAACAGCUGUUCUGGUUUUAAUAAAAAAAUUUUUUUAAAUCUUGAUUUCCUGACAUUGUUACAGCAUUACGUACAUCUUACGUUUUCUAAUUGUUACAAUAAAAAAUAGACACAUUUUUAAUUUGUACCUUAAAAUAAUAAACACCAGAUUUUUUUCUUGUCUGUUUUUUUUUUUUUUUGGAAGUUUCUUAUGUCAUAUAAAGACUGUGAAACAGACAAUAAAAACACAGGUAAAGCUUCCAGAUGUAAGGAAAAAAAAUAUUUAUUUAUGUACUUAUUUAUUUUCAUUUGUAACUAUGAAAAAAAAAUUGGUUUAGCAAUUAAACACUGUAUUUCUAUGUCUUUGUGUAAUUUUAAGCUGUUUAAACGCUGCACAUCUCACUCUGAUGAUCCUUCCCUGCUAAAAUCUCCUUCCUACUGUCAUGUUAUCUUAAAAAAAAGAGAAAAAAACUCAACACAAUUUUCUAAUUUCUACUUUAUCUUUGCCUAACUUUUAAUAACUGAAUGAUGUCCAAGAUGGUGACUUUCGCCAAGUUCUUUACGAGUUGUAUGUUUAGUUGAGAAUGUUCUAAUUCAGUUUCAUCAUGCAGUAACCCAGGCGACGCCUGUAGAGGGAGCUGUUGUCUCAUCUCUCAUCCUUCCUGGAGUUCUCACUUUUAGAGUGAUCUAGUAUUACAGUUGCACUCUUUAUCUGUUGGAUGUCUGUACUGUGGAGAGAAACAAGUCUGAUUGUGUUUUUGGAGCACUUUUAUUUGUUUUAAUUUUUUUUUUGUCAGAUCACUGUGAUAUUUGUCGUUUCUUGUUUAAACGUUAAAUAAAGCUUACAGCUGCAUACACA